Molecule: messenger RNA, 2298 nt
Organism: Brassica rapa (field mustard)
Lineage: Eukaryota; Viridiplantae; Streptophyta; Magnoliopsida; Brassicales; Brassicaceae
Product: UV radiation resistance-associated gene protein
Biological process (GO): SNARE complex assembly
Cellular component (GO): lytic vacuole; endosome
Molecular function (GO): SNARE binding
Source: RefSeq, a predicted model, not a curated record
UGUUAAUAGUGCUAUCCAAAUUCAAUAUGAACCAUAAUUCUUUCUUUCUUACAAAAAAAAUUAUUUCUUUCUCUGUUCUUAUUUUACUUUUCCAAAAGGAAAAAGGUGACAUUGGACGUGGAUUAAAUAUAUUCUCGUAAUAUAAAUUCUAAUUUAAUUUCAUUCUAUUUUGUAGUAAAAAAAGGUAAUGGAUAAAAAAGUAAUAUUAUAUCAUUAUUUUAUUUUUUAGAGUAAUCUUAUUUUUACUCCAUUAUAGAAUUAAAAAUAUAAUAGAAUUAGUGAUAAUUUUAUUUUUAUUCUCAGAUGAAGUUUGGACCAAAAAUAAAGCGAAAUUAAAGAUGAUGAUAUAGCAACACCACUUGUAUCAUCAUCUUUGUUUGGCCUUUUUUCAUUAAACGAAAAAAAUCUGAAGGAACGAAUAAUUGGUCCAAAAUUGGAGUAACCGGUAUGAAAGAAUUGGUUUAGUUAAAUGAAUCAUACUUUACACGAGAAAUCGCAUUCAAUUGGGCGGAUCUAACGGUCCCUACUGCUUUAACCCACUCUUCAGAAAAUACCCGCCCGCAAAUAUCUGACCCGGACGAGUCUCUCUCAAAGUAACAAACCUUCAAAGAAAAAUCUGCGAAAAUCGAAUCAGCCCGAGAAGCUUCUCCACCCUCAAUACUUCGAUUCCACGCAUCGAUCUCGCAUCAAUCCACCGCCACUUGAUCGAGUUUUUUUUCUCAUUCCGAUCAGCUAAAGUUAGGGUUUUUGAUCAUUUCUGAUCCGAUCAACGCUCCUUCAAAAUUGGUGAUGAAAGUCGAAUGAAGAGAUUUGGAUCUUCUCGUCGCGUAGUCUCUGAGACAAUUGCUGAUGGAAAGAGAAACGGGGCCGAGUUCGUCGGAGAAGCCGAGAAGAGGCGAUCGAGAAGAGGAUGUGAAGGUUAUCGAGUGGGAAGAGUUCGACCAUGAGCUCACUCGGCUAUGGAGUCUUUCCUCUGCUCUGAAGUUAGCCACAGAGAAGAAGCUAAGCCUACAGCCCAAACUCGAGUCUCUUAUUCAGUGAGCUUUAAUUGCUUAGCCCGCGGAUUAGCGGGCGGCCAAAUUUCGGGCAGGUUAGUGCUGAUUCAUUGAGACGCGCUAAUGAGCUUGAAGAAAUGCGUCAGAGGCUGGAAGCAAGAAAGUUGCUGGUGGAGAAGACGUCAGCUGCUUGCAAAGUCACCGAGCAGGAUGUUAAAGUGAAAGAGGAUAGUCUCAGUGCAGAGGUGAGAUCUUUGCUAGUUGGCGGUACAACCCUCUCAAUCGCUAAAAGCAAAUUGCAGGAGUCAAACUGCCAACUAGAAGGAGAGAGUGGUUACACUCAUCUAAAGAUUGUUACGAGUAAGCUAAGAAAGAGGCACCAGUACAUGGUAUCCCAAGUUUCAUUUAUCUAUCCCUUGAAGAUUGAGGCUGGACCUUCGCAAGACCAAGAACUGGAGUCACUUCCAGGUGGCAGUAGAUUAGGAACUAAGCCUGUGAGUCAAGGAUCCGUGAGAAUCCUGGGGUUGCCUUUUAGUAUGGCCCCGUUUACAAAGAUGAGCUUCUUCACUGACAAGAAAGAAGUUCAGAAGUCGGCAACUGCCCUAGGAUAUGUAGCUCAUGCCGUGUCCCUAUUAGCUCCUUACUUGGGAGUGCCUAUUCGUUAUCCUUUGCGCCUAGGUGGUUCCAAAACGUAUAUUCGAGACUAUGCGCCUUACAUUGAGCCUUCGUCAUCAGACAUGUCUGCGAUCUCCACUCUUUCCCAAAACUAUAAGUUUGUAGAAUUCCCUCUGUUUUUGGAUGGGCAAGAUACAACUCGAGCUGCCUAUGCUGUCUUCUUAUUGAACAAGAACAUCGAGCAGCUCCUGAACUUUGUUGGGGUUAACAGUCUAGGGCCACGUCAGGUUCUAGCUAACCUCAAGGAGCUAAUCAGAAUCAUCCAGUCACCAGAUUAUAUACAUUCUUGACGAUGGAUGAUGAAGAUAUCCAACACUGUUUUUUUCUUCCUGUAGAUGAAUCAACUACUUCUCACACAGCUUCACUGUCUCUUACUUUUUUUUUUUUUGCAUCUUCUCAAGUGGACAGUUUUUGGGGAUAAAAGGUUUAGAUUUUUGUAAUCGUCAGAGAACGCAUACACAGGGACAUUCUCUUUAGAAUGAUACUUAUCUCUGUAAGUGUGAUACUUUUCCUGGUUUGGAGAUAGUCAAAGAAAGUCUAGUUUCGUAUAAGUCCUAACAGAUGUAUUGUAUUUGCUUUUUGGAAUAUGUUUUACCAUCCAAGUUAAUAAGGAGCCUCUUGUUUUUUU